GAAGGGGCGGAGCCGUCCCCCCACAUAUAAGGCUCCGGAGCCAGCAGCUGCGGCUCCCGAGACCCCCGAAAGGCCAUGGGCGCCCCGCCGACGCCCCAGCUCCUGUCCCGGACGGUGAUCCUGGCGUUUAUUUUCCUUCCGCAGGCACGGCCGGCCGGCGUCUUCGAGCUGCAGAUCCACUCCUUCGGGCCGGGACCAGGUCCGGGGGCCCCGCGGUCCCCCUGCAGCGCCCGGGGCGCCUGCCGCCUCUUCUUUAGGGUCUGCUUGAAGCCAGGAGUCUCCGAGGAGGCCGCCGAGUCUCCGUGCGCCCUGGGCGCGGCGCUGAGUGCGCGCGGCCCCGUCUACACCGAGCAGCCCGGAGCGCCGGCGCCUGACCUGCUGCUGCCCGACGGCCUCAUGCGCGUGCCGUUCAGGGACGCCUGGCCGGGCGCCUUCUCUCUCGUCAUCGAAACCUGGAGAGAAGAGUUAGGAGAACAGAUUGGAGGGCCCGCCUGGAGCCUCCUGGCGCGCGUGGCCGGCCGGCGUCGCCUGGCGGCCGGCGGCCCGUGGGCCCGGGACGUGCAGCGCGCAGGCGCCUGGGAGCUGCGCUUCUCGUACCGCGCGCGCUGCGAGCCGCCCGCCGUCGGGGCCGCGUGCACGCGCCUCUGCCGCUCGCGCAGCGCCCCCUCGCGGUGCGGCCCGGGACUGCGCCCCUGCGCGCCGGUCGAGGAUGAGUGCGAGGCAGCGCUGGCAUGUCGAGCCGGCUGCAGCCCGGAGCACGGCUUCUGUGAGCAGCCCGGUGAAUGUCGAUGCCUGGAGGGCUGGACCGGGCCCCUCUGCACCGUCCCUGUCUCGACCAGCGGCUGCCUCAGCCCCAGGGGCCCGUCCUCGGCCACCACUGGAUGCCUUGUCCCUGGGCCUGGGCCCUGUGAUGGGAACCCCUGUGCCAACGGGGGCAGCUGCAGUGAGACACCGGGGUCCUUCGAAUGCGCCUGUCCCCGUGGCUUCUAUGGGUUGCGGUGUGAGGUGAGCGGGGUGACAUGCGCGGAUGGACCUUGCUUCAACGGUGGCUUGUGUGUGGGCGGCGCAGACCCCGACUCUGCCUACAUCUGCCACUGCCCGCCCGGGUUCCAAGGCUCCAACUGUGAGAAGAGGGUGGACCGGUGCAGCCUGCAGCCCUGCCGGAACGGCGGGCUCUGCCUGGACCUGGGCCACGCCCUGCGCUGCCGCUGCCGCGCCGGCUUCGCGGGCCCGCGCUGCGAGCACGACCUGGAAGACUGCGCCGGCCGCGCCUGCGCCAACGGCGGCACCGCCGCCCCGCCGGGCCCGAGGCUGGGGGACCCGCAGCGCUUCCUUUGGCCGCCGGCUUUGGGACUGCUGGCGGCCGCGGGCUUGGCCGGCGCUGCGCUCCUGCUGGUCCACGUGCGACGCCGCGGCCCUGGCCGGGAGACUGGGUCUCGCUUGCUGGCGGGGACCCCGGAGCCAUCUGUCCACGCGCUCCCUGAUGCACUCAACAACUUGAGGACGCAGGAGGGUUCCGGGGAUGGCCCGAGCCCGUCCGAAGAUUGGAAUCGCCCUGAAGAUGGAGACUCUCGCGGGAUUUACGUCAUCUCUGCUCCUUCGAUCUACGCUCGGGAGGCCUGACCCGCCCUUCUCCAUCAGCUCCUGGAGACGGAAGCUGGAUAUUUUUGAAUUCACUUGGUGGUGCCCAGUCUCUGCCUCAAACACUUUGGAGUUCAAGCUGGAAGGGGUGGCUGGGAGAAUUUUACCUUGAAAGUUGUACAUAAUGGUUAUUUAUAUCCUAUUUUCUUCUCUCCCCAUCUUUCCAGAGACAUUUAUAAAGGCUCUUAUUUUGAUCA
This is a messenger RNA of Ceratotherium simum simum (southern white rhinoceros), 1838 nucleotides long. The record is from RefSeq and is a predicted model, not a curated record. NCBI's taxonomy places the organism in Eukaryota, Metazoa, Chordata, Mammalia, Perissodactyla, Rhinocerotidae.